GCCCUGCCCGGCACCACCCACAUCCUCCUCCUCGUCCCUGGGGACCCAGGUGGGCAUCUGCCUCUCUCUCCUGCUCCCCCUCCCUGCUCUCCUCCCCUGCCCUCCCACCCAAGACAGGCACCUACCCCUGCCCUCCUAACGCCCUGCGCCCUGCGUUUCUGGCCAGUGGGCUGAUUUGUUUGUUUAGUUGCUUAUUAUCCACGUGCUAUACCCACCCAGGCGAGAAAGGAAGGCCCUGGGGACAGAAGCCUGUGCUGUCCAUCUCCCUCUCCCAGGGCCCGGGUGAUAACCCACCAUCGGGCUCUGUACCUGGUCAAAAGCUGGGUCUGACGGAUGGAUAGGUAGAGGGAAAAGUGUGUGAUAAAGCAUGAAGAGUAAAAUGCUAAUGGUAGAAUCUAGGCAGUGGGCAUACGAUGUUCCCUGUAUAGUUCUUCCAGCUUUUCUGUGCAUUUGAAAAAUUUCAUAAUAAAACGUUGGAGGAAAAGAUUCAAGGGCCCCUCCUUGGUGUGGGAAGGGAGGAAGAGGGGAUAUUGUGCUACAUUUGGCAAAUACAUGAGUACUAGACUGCAGUGGCUCACGCCUAUAAUCCCAGCACUUUGGGAGGCCGAGGUGGGAGGAUCGCUUGAGGCUAGAAGUUUGAGACCAGCCUGGGCAACAUACUGAGACCCUGUCUAUACAGAAAAAAACAAAAUGCAUGGAGUGCCUACCAUAGGCCAAGAGCUUUUCCAGGCACCAGAUUUUGGCAAGAGCGGUUACUCAGUUGGUUCCAUUCAUAUGGCCUCAUUGCUUGUUAAAAUCUUGAAAUAUUCGCUACCACUUGGUAAAUGGCUCUUGUUUUGUGUCCUCUCCCCCGAUCCCAAGGCACACUGGCCUGUUUCUUGGGGUCCCCAGAUCUCCCCAGCAUCUAGGACUAAAGAGUUAACCCCUGGGACAGCAAGAGGCCCCAUUCUGACUGGCCAGGGUCUCUGCCAUAUUGGUUAUAAAUAUUCCGAAUAUUACCCGCGGGUGGAGCAGCUGUGAGUCUUCUCUUCCCUGCCAGAGGCCAGACCAUGGCUGCCUGGCUUCCCGCCUCCUAAGGAUGGCCCAGCCAGAGGACAAGGCCUCUGCACCCCCCACCGAGGGAGAGAGGGGGGUCCCAUCACAGGUGAAUGGAGCAGGCGACACCCCUCUAGGGGUCCUCAGCACCCCAGAGUCACAUCUUCGCCUACAGAGGACACGGGGGGUGUGGCAGGUCCCAGAACUGGGUGCCCAGGAUGCAGAGGCCCUCGUGGAGUUGUGGCCACCGGGGAGUUUCCUGGUCAUAGGACACGACCCCAGCCACGUCCUGGUGUUGAGGACAGGACCUUUGCCAGGAGAAGUCAACAGCUACCAGAUCCAGAAAUUUCCUGGAGGUGUGUCCCUGAAAUCUUCCAACCUCUGUAUGCCAGACCUGCCCCAUCUCCUGGCCUUCCUAUCAGCCAGCAGGGAUGUUUUGCCCAGAACGCUGCUUUUGCCCCCUCUAGGGCCGGGCCAUGAACACACAGAUUCUCCGCAGGUUGGCAGGGUCCAGCUGGACGCCUCAAGGAGGGUGCUCUCUGUGGUCAACCAGCUCUACCUGGACACCCACAGAGACUGGGGUACAGAGCAGACCCCCAAAGAAAUGGAGCCAGAGAUGCCCCACGCACCUGAGCCAGCCCCCAGGAACGCCGCCCCUCACAGGGUCCCCUGGGUGGAAGGCCAGCGCAGCGCGGAAGUGCACCGUCCCAGCCCGGCUCUGGCCAGCUUGGUGGAGGAGGAUGAGGACGAGGACAGCGACGACUCCAAAGAUAAAGAGGAAGAGCCCGAGGAUGUGCUGACCCUUCACGUCCAAGCUCUGGCCAGGGCCCGGUGCAGCUACGUGGCCAGGCAGUACCGGAGCCUCCGGGCGCGCCUCACCUCAGAGUCCGCGGGUCCCCACAGGCCUGGGGACCCAGCCACCGAGCUGCUUCAGGAUGUGCGGCACCUCCUCACUGACCUCCAGGAUCACUUGGCAAAGGACCCGAACAUCAGGGCUGUCUUUGGGAGCAGGAGGCCUGGGGUGCCCCCGAAGGAGGAGGAUCUCGGCCCCGCGGUGGAGGCGGCCGUGUGCCGGGCGGUGCUGGCACCCCUGAAGCCUGCCCUGUGGACGCGACUCCGCACGCUCCGCGUCCGGGAGCUGCGGCAACUGCGGCGGCGACAAAUAGCCCUGCGGGCGGGGGCGGGGCCUGAGGGGAAGAGCCCCGCCCCGGCCCUGCGAAGCCGCAUCCACGCGCGCCUCGCUCACCUCCACGCCGCCUGCGCCCCGCGCCGCAAGGUGGCGCUCCUGCUGGCGGUGUGCAGCGACGUCUACGCGGGCCUGGCUCGGGGUGAAAACCAGGAGCCCCUGGGGGCCGACGCCUUCCUGCCGGCGCUGACGGAGGAGCUGAUCUGGAGUCCGCACAUCGGGGAGACACAGCUGGACGUGGAGUUUCUCAUGGAGCUCUUGGACCCGGAGGAGCUGCGCGGAGAGGGAGGCAAGGCAGGCGAGCUGCACGGGGACUUCGGGCGAUCAGGGAAGCCAAGAGGGCCACGCCGACCUCCCCUUCUUGCCCCCAGCCGGGUACUACCUGACCACGUGGUUUGGGGCGCUGCACCACAUUGCCCACUACCAGCCCGACGUGGGGCGCGCGCCCCAGGGGCUCAGCUCCGAGGCCCGCGCCUCCCUGCGCCAGUGGCACCGCAGGCGGACACUGCACCGACAGGACUGUCCCGGAGCCCAGGCCGAUCUGCCCUUUGAGGAGCCUUGGACGGCAGGGACUGUGACAGGGCCCACUGAUGAUUAGGGGCCUCAAACCCCUCUGCUCCGCAAGCAAGAUGCGGAGGCACCUGGGAGCGCACCUGGAGCCACACCGACUGUUGACCCGGUCUACCGGCAGCAAGGAGAAGGAGGGGUCCCAGGAAAAGGGAAGGGCCCACCUCUGGGCCUUUGCACUGGCUGUUCCUGCUUCCUGGAAUGCCCUUUCUAAUAGCCACUCUGCUCCCUCCCUCCCCUCUUCCAGGUCUUAACACAGAUGUCACCUCAGUGAGGCUCUCCCAGACACCCCUGUCUAAAACUGCAAUGCCGCUCUCUUGACUCUCCCCAAGGUGGGCAGAAUAGUGUCGCUGCAAAGGUGCCUAUGUCCUGAUCCCCAGAAUCUGAUUUUACUUUAUAUGCUCAAAGGGACUUUGCAAAUACGAUUAUGGGGAGGUUAUCCUGGAUUCCGCUGGGCCCUGUGCACAGGGGCUGGAGGGAGUCAGGAGGGUCAGAGUUGGAGAAGGAGGUAGAGGUGGGAGUGACACAGCCAAGAGCCAAGAGAUGAGACAAGCUGGACGCUCAAAAAAAGGAAAUGGGUUUCCCCUGGAGCCUCCAGAAGGAACUCAGCCUUUGAUUUUAGAAUUCCAACCUCCAAAAUGACUGUAAGAUAAUAAAUUUGUGUUUUUUACGCCACUAAGGUUAUGGCAAUUUGUUACAGCAGCAAUAAACUAAUACCCUUCUUUUUGCUGAUCUUUA
Molecule: messenger RNA, 3526 nt
Organism: Lemur catta (Ring-tailed lemur)
Lineage: Eukaryota; Metazoa; Chordata; Mammalia; Primates; Lemuridae
Gene: RINL
Product: Ras and Rab interactor like
Exons: 11
Coding region: 1079-2773 (564 amino acids)
Biological process (GO): vesicle-mediated transport
Cellular component (GO): endocytic vesicle; cytosol
Molecular function (GO): small GTPase binding; guanyl-nucleotide exchange factor activity
Source: RefSeq, a predicted model, not a curated record